AUGCGAACAAAUUUAUUGCUAUCAUUGUUCUUGGUAACAAUAAUUGUUUUGGUGUCGAUUGUCUCGGCGCAAAAAGUUCCCAAGGUCGAUGCACCUGAUUUACCUACAAGCAAAGAUGAUGCACCAUCACCAUCGCCGUCUCCUAAACCACAACCAAAACCAGAGCCAGAGCCAGAGCCACAAGCACCAAAACCAAAACCAGAGCCACAAGCACCACAACCAAAACCAGAGCCACAAGAAUCACAAACACCUCCUCCAAAAAAACAACCAGAAUCACAACAACAACAACCAACACAACCACCACCACCACCACCACCAACAACAACAACAACAACAACACCACCACCAACAACAUCAUCACCACCAUCUUCUUCCUCUAAACAAACCGAAUCCACUGAAAGUCAAUCUCAAUUACAACCAACAACAUCUCAAACAAUUCAACAAUCAUCAACUCAACAAACAGUUCCGGUGACUCCAAAAUCAAUUUCACCUCAAUCAAUCCCCACAACGACAUCAUCACCUGUAAUUCUUACUACUAGUCUUGCUCCAUCACCAACUCAAAAUACAACAUUGGGACAGGCUGAAUGUGAUAAAUUCACAAAAACUUGUCGUGAUGUAAAUUGUGCUUUCAAAGAUUAUACUGCAACAUGUGAAAAUGGGGGGAAAUGUAAGUACGUGUACUAG
Molecule: messenger RNA, 684 nt
Organism: Entrophospora sp. SA101
Lineage: Eukaryota; Fungi; Glomeromycota; Glomeromycetes; Entrophosporales; Entrophosporaceae
Source: the annotation of a GenBank genome assembly